Molecule: messenger RNA, 1378 nt
Organism: Colossoma macropomum (tambaqui)
Lineage: Eukaryota; Metazoa; Chordata; Actinopteri; Characiformes; Serrasalmidae
Gene: mxd3
Product: MAX dimerization protein 3
Exons: 6
Coding region: 107-703 (198 amino acids)
Biological process (GO): regulation of transcription by RNA polymerase II
Molecular function (GO): DNA-binding transcription factor activity, RNA polymerase II-specific; protein dimerization activity; RNA polymerase II cis-regulatory region sequence-specific DNA binding
Source: RefSeq, a predicted model, not a curated record
AAAUCGCCCAGUUCAAUCGCACAAACACACACACACACUCACACACACACACAGCUUUGCGGGUGUUGGCUCGUUUCGGCCCUAGCUAGCUAACUUCAUUUUCGCUAUGGAGGUAAACACCUGCAACAUUCAAGUUCUCCUGCAAGCUGCAGAGUACCUGGAGAGAAAAGAGAGAGAAGCCGAACAUGGCUACGCCUCAGCACUUCCAUUUUACAGCAAAGCGACAGAAAAGCGGAGCAGACAGAAAACUAAGAGAGCUUCGCCGGGAAACAGCAGGUCAGUGCACAAUGAAUUGGAAAAGCACAGGCGAGCUCAGCUGCGACACUACUUGGAGCAGUUAAAGCAGCAGGUCCCGUUGUCCUCGGACUCGACGAGGAACACCACUCUGAACCUGCUUAGAAGUGCACAGCUGCAUAUAAAGAAGCUGCAGGAGCAGGACGAGCGCGCCGAGCUGAUGAAGGACCGACUGCGCUGGGAGCAGCAGGAGCUGCGUGUUCGGCUGCAGCAGCUGCAGGGCGGCACGGAGAGGAUGCGCAACGACAGCCUGGGCUCAGCCAUGAGCUCCGAGAGAUCCGACUCAGACAGAGAGGACGUUGAAAUUGACGUGGAGAGCAUGGUGUGGACCUUGGAGUCGGACGGUCUGGGCACGACGCAAACCGAAGUCGACCAUAGUUACUCCACUCCUGAUCAUGCCUGGUUAUGACGACUAUAAAGCUGCUAGUGUGAAUUCAGAAACAUUCCAAAAAAAACGGUAUCAUGAGGUCCAGGAAGAGCAAAACAGGCCUCAAACCAAAAACACCUGGUGUCUUGCCACAGAAACACCCUGCUGCCAUUUUUUAACCAUCACACUCAGGCUUUUUGCAAGCAUGACUGGAAUUUGUGAUUUUAUUUUUAAGAAAUAAUGAUGUGGUGCUCUAGACAGACACACUGUUGAUCUAACGGAGGCGUGACAGCAUGGACAUGGUCUUCCUAAUUUAGCCUCCAAUUCAAUUGCACUUAUCAGUCGCCUCCCUUCAAGCUAAUUGGCUUCAUUUUUAGGGCCAGCCUGCAGUAUAGGCUUGCUUGCACUUACAUCUUUGACUUAUUUAACUAUUUUAUCCUUUUCCUUUGUCUCGAUACAUUGCACAGAGCAGCUGCCUCAGCACUUCGUUUUGUUCCAGUUCAGGGCAUUCCUUCUCGGACUGCAAGUUGUGUGAUUAAAUCGCAGAUCAUGUCCAUGCGUUUUUAUCAGUGUUUUAAUGCUUCUCUCUCCUGGAAGAUGUACAUUACUCAUGAAGACGUAGGCUACGUUCACAUUACCAGGCUGAAGUGGCAGAAAUCCGAUUUUUUUUGCUCCAAUGUGACUCAGAUCUGAUGUUUUCAGGGCUGUGUGGACACG